Messenger RNA from Coregonus clupeaformis (lake whitefish), 1363 nucleotides. RefSeq lists its product as uncharacterized. The record is from RefSeq and is a predicted model, not a curated record. The transcript is spliced from 9 exons. NCBI's taxonomy places the organism in Eukaryota, Metazoa, Chordata, Actinopteri, Salmoniformes, Salmonidae. Bases 281 to 1111 code for a protein of 276 amino acids. Gene Ontology annotation, molecular function: growth factor activity; cytokine activity. Gene Ontology annotation, cellular component: membrane.
GGGAGGUCUUAAAAUAGUCUCUGAGUUACAGCUCAGGCAGGCAGACACACUGUGAGCUCCAGACCUUUCGGAGGGGAGUAGAACCACAUCAGUCCAUGCUGGGGAAACCUGGGCUCCAUCCACGCCAGAGGACUGUCAGCUUCUCUUUUAAUGCAUGUCUUGUCUCCAGAGGUUUACUAGAGGGAUUGAGCAGGGCUAGACGAGAAGAGACACAUUAUCUAUCUUCUCCAAUGCUUCUGACAGAGGAGUCUGGUCUUCUCCAUGUUCAUAGGUGAGCCAGAUGACCCUCCUCGUGCCAACCCACAUUCAGUGCAAAACCAAGGUAAAGUGUCUGUGUGUGAUGGUGUUCUUGAGUCUCCCCUUGACCAUGGGAGACCCUGGUCCGUGCAGACACUCCAUCACCAGAGAUCACCUGCUGACCAUACGACGCCUGAUAGAUAACCAGUUGCAGAGUGGAUGCUCAAUAACCUACACAUUUAUUGAGCAGAGAAGUUUGAAUAAAUGUUGCUAUGUGAAAGCUGCCCUGCCCUGGAUCUUGGAACUCCUAACUGGACACUUCAGAUACACCCGGGGAUCAGACAACCACAGCUACGUGUUGUCGCUGACCGGUCUCAUCCACAACAUUUACUCCCAGAGAUGUGUACCACAGAUCAAUGAGGAGCUGGAGGAUGACCCAGUGAGCUUUGGGAUGUCAUUCAGCAGUUCCCCAUCCGAGGCCCUGGGAAGGGUACAGGAUGUCAUGUCUGUGUACUGGGAGCUGGUGACCACCAUGGACUCACCAGUAGACUGGAGCUGUGAGAGGGAGUACACAGACACCGCAGAGCCCCCCACAGCCCUCUCUACAGCACUCUCUCUGACUACAGUCAGCACCUUUUGGGACUCAGAGAAAGCCCCUCAGACUGGUCUAGAUGGAGACCAAGAUGGAGACCUGUACAAGUUUGGUUUCAUGGUCAUAGCUCCAUCAGUCUGUGGAGGAUUGCUGUUCAUAUUCACUCUAUAUUGCCUCAUCACACACAAGAUGUCCUACAAUACUGAUCAUCACACAUCACUAGUGUACCAAAACUCAAGUUUGCAAACAGAUAUUCAGGACAUAGAGAUGCAGGUGCAAUAAAGCCAUAAAAGACAGAUUGCUGCAGAUGGAGGAGCAUAUCCAAAGGGGAGGAUAUACCAUCAAGCUCUCAUCUCUAAUACACAAUGAACAAUGGUGGUUUAUAUAUUAUAUAUUUGUUUGAUAUAACAUCCUAUGGACAUUUCCAGCCUUUUUCUGGCCUACAGGCACUAUCAAUGGAUUUGAAUGGACCUUAUCUUUUUGAGAAUGCUAUUCAAAGAGGGGAUAUUUUUAUAAUCUAUGUUGUAUAUUGUG